This is a messenger RNA of Wasmannia auropunctata (little fire ant), 1257 nucleotides long. RefSeq lists its product as uncharacterized. The record is from RefSeq and is a predicted model, not a curated record. NCBI's taxonomy places the organism in Eukaryota, Metazoa, Arthropoda, Insecta, Hymenoptera, Formicidae. Bases 1 to 1257 code for a protein of 418 amino acids. The transcript has a single exon.
AUGGCUGACAGAAUCAAAAUCCUCAUACAAAAACGAAUAUCAUUAAAGGCACAGGUUACGUAUUUGACUAAUCUCCUCGAUAAAGGUAGAAUAGACGAGAGCAACCUGAAAUUACGUAUCGCUCGUUUGACAGAAUUGUUUCACGCGUUCGAGGAUUUCAACGACGAACUCGAGGUUCUAGAUCCGAAUGACGCGCAUUGGGUCGAGUUCACGAACAUUCAAGAACGAUUUUACUCUCUCGCGAGCGAUAUCGAGACUAGAUUGAACGCGGCGAACGCGGCGGAUGCAAGCGAACGCAUGUCGAAUACAUCGAAUAAUGAAACUCGUUCAGACAAUGAAGGAAUCGUAACGGCUACUAAAAGGAGACGUAUUAAGUUACCCGAAGCUCCCCUUCCGACUUUUGACGGUAAAUUUGAAAAUUGGUUGGCGUUUAAAAACGCGUUUAACUCAAUGAUAGGUUCGCAAGCGGAUUUAUCGGAGAUCGACAAAUUACACUAUCUGAAGUCAGCGUUAACGGGCGAAGCUGGCAAUAAAAUAAAAAUCUUUUCGAUCGACGGGGUGGAUUAUAAAAAGGCUUGGGAGUUGUUAGAACGGUCUUAUGAAGUGAAACGGGUAUUGAUUUCGAAACAUCUUUCGGCGCUUGUAAACUUACCGACUUUAGACAAAGAGAGUACGAUUGGGUUGACGAAACUCGCCGACGACGCUCAACAACACGUCGCGUCAUUGCUUACUUUAGGCGUCACAGUCGGUCAAGAAAUGGUCGUACAUCUUUUAGAGAGUAAAUUACCGAGGUCGACGUUAGAUAAGUGGGAGAUAACGCUUGAUAGAGAUACGUUUCCGGAUCUUGAACAGAUGUAUGAGUUCAUAUAUAAAACAGCGGUUUGCGCAUCGAGACGGGAACGGUCGAAAUUGGCAGAGUCGGAUAAGUACAAAGGAGAGCCUCCGAUUAAAAGAAAAAAAAUUGACAACACGAAUCGAGCCUUUGUAGCAAAGGUAUCACGCGGUUGCAUAAUAUGCAAGAAUAAACAACAUCCGCUCUACACAUGCGACAGAUUUAGAAAAUUAUCUGUACCGGAACGAAUUGAAAUGAUAAAGGACGCGAAACUUUGCUUCAAUUGUUUACGUUCCCAUCGGGGGAUACCGUGUAAAUUUUCGAACUGCACAAUCUGCCAAAGACGACACAAUACCCUACUUCAUCUCGAUAAACAAGCAAUUAAGCCAGACGCUUCGACUUCCACGACUCCUCAGAAUAAAUGA